CAAAAGGCUAUUUUGUGUCAAAACAUCAGAGUUAUACUUUAAUAGUUUAUAUUUUUGUUAAUUCAAAAUAUAUUUUACCUUUUUCUUUAAUAGCUCCUGCUAUUUCUGAAGAUGAAUCUGUAACCAGCUCUUCCAGAAAACCCGGUCCUGUUAAUUCCUGGCCUACAUCAGAUGACACUGACUUUCUUCUGGAUAACAAGAAAGAAGCAGAAAGGCCAAAAAUUAUAUGGCUGGAAAACGGUAAGUUUGUUCUUGUAAAAACACAAGAAGAGCAAACAGCCAAAAAUGUGACAAAUGUGGAUGAUGAGAAGAAAACUCCUCAAACUGAUACUGUGUUGCCACUGGAAGCACAGACAGAUGAUGAAUCUCCUUGGGAUUCUGAGAGUAUCUCUGAGAAUCUUCCACAGCAGCCUGUCGAUCCUUUUCCUGGGGAUGCAGAUGAUGGAGGAAAACAUGCAGGAAAUACACAAACAAAAGAUUUACCUGACACACAUCUUCACUUGAAGCCUGCCAUGGAAGCAAAAGAUUGUGUUGCGAAGAAAGCAGUAGGAAUAAAGGAUGUAAAGACAUUUCAACCAGAUUGGAGUUUCACCGAGUCUAAUGAGACUCUGAAGAGAUCUGAGAAAUUGAUGCUUGGCCAUCAACAUCCACUUCUGGCAGAAUCCGUGAUGAAGAGUCCAUCAGCAUUCCCAGAAUCUGAAUCAGGUGACACACAUCUUCACGGGAAGGCUGCCAUGGAAGAAAAAGAUUCUGUUGUGAAGAAAGCAGUAAGAAUGAAAGUUAUACCGACAUUCCAACUAGAAGAACUGAACAUAGAAGUGACAUUAAAGGAAGAUUUGAGAAGACGUGAUGACAGUGAAAACAGCCAGGACCAGGUUGAAGGAAAAAGAAAGAGUGGAAAAACUGACACCCAGCAGUUGCCUACUGAGAAGAAAGAAGAACAUGAUAGGUUUCACUUCAGACUUGUCUUAAAAGAAGAGGACAAGAGAAAAAGUCUCAAGGAAAAAUGUUCUCAAGAAGUUGAAGCAAAACAACAGCUUGAAAUUUCUUAUGCAACACUUGAAAUGGAAUUCAAAGCUUCAAAAGUGAAUCAGUUGACAGAAGCACAAGACCGAGGUAAAAGCUCUGUGCAACACGACGAAAAAACGGAAGAACCCUUAGACAGGAUUGAAUUGGUGUGUUCACACCUGAAAGAAAAUGUUCAAAGUCUCGAAAUGGAGAUUUUGAGCCAGACAAAGAAAAGGAAGAAAACAGCAGGAAAAGUUGAACAUGCUCAGAAACACUUGUCAAAUGACAGUUUGUUGACAGAAGCACAAGACCGAGAUACAAGCUCUGUGCAACACGACGAAAAAACGGAAGAACCCUUAGACAGGAUUGAAUUGGUGUGUUCACACCUGAAAGAAAAUGUUCAAAGUCUCGAAAUGGAGAUUUUGAGCCAGACAAAGAAAAGGAAGAAAACAGCAGGAAAAGUUGAACAUGCUCAGAAAUACUUGUCAAAUGACAGUUUGUUGACAGAAGCACAAGACCGAGAUACAAGCUCUGUGCAACACGACGAAAAAACGGAAGAACCCUUAGACAGGAUUGAAUUGGUGUGUUCACACCUGAAAGAAAAUGUUCAAAGUCUCGAAAUGGAGAUUUUGAGCCAGACAAAGAAAAGGAAGAAAACAGCAGGAAAAGUUGAACAUGCUCAGAAACACUUGUCAAAUGACAGUUUGCCUGCCCUGGGACCGCUCCCAGCCAAAGCCUCCUCUGGUCCGCUCCCCGCGGCUCCUUCCGGGCUUCGCUCCAAAGCCUCUACCGGUCCGUUCUCCGCGGCUCCUUCCGGGCUUCGCUCCAAAGCCUCUACCGGUCCGCUCUCCACGGCUCCUUCCGGGCUUCGCUCCAAAGCCUCUACCGGUCCGCUCUCCGCGGCUCCUUCCGGGCUUCUACUUCCCCCCAGGGGUGGCACCAGUAUAUAUACGGAUACAGUGUCCAAUCAUGUUAAACCUGCCCUGGGACCGCUCCCAGCCGAAGCCUCCUCUGGUCCGCUCCCCGCGGCUCCUUCCGGGCUUCGCUCCAAAGCCUCUACCGGUCCGCUCUCCACGGCUCCUUCCGGGCUUCGCUCCAAAGCCUCUACCGGUCCGCUCUCCGCGGCUCCUUCCGGGCUUCUACUUCCCCCCAGGGGUGGCACCAGUAUAUAUACGGAUACAGUGUCCAAUCAUGUUAAAUUGACAGAAGCACAAGACCGAGGUAAAAGCUCUGUGCAACACGACAAAAAAACGGAAGAACCCUUAGACAGAUCUGUGCAAACACUCACAUUGGAGAAUUUGCGCCUGAAAAAGGAAAAUCAAAAGCUAAGGGGUAAACUUGAACGAGCUCAGAAACACUUGUUGAGCAAUAGAUUGUCUGAAGAUGAGAAAGAACAGUUCUUCAAAUUCACUGAGCUGUUCAAAAGUGCAAUGUCUGAGGUGGACCAAUUAAAGAAGGAAAAGCACGACCUGGAAUGUGCUUUGGAUGAAAUACAAAAGAAAAAUCGUGAACCUGAAUCAGAACUAGCAGGUCCACAGGCUUCUUCCAUAUUAGCAUAUUCCAAUGGAAGUAACAACUUAGAAGGAUCUCAGAUGAAUCCAGAGCACCUCAUGCAUCAGGUCAUAAUGGAAGAGUUAUUACUUCUAAGAUUCCCCAGGCUUUAUAAUGAGAAUGUGAAUGGAUGGAUUUGGCAGUGGCUCCAGGAUGCCAUUAAGUGAACUACACAUGUGUACAGUUUUUUCAUCUCAGCAAUAGUAAAGUGAGUCAGUCUAAAUUCAUCCUGUCUAGCAAAAUCCCAUUGCAACCCACCAUGGGAAGAAGCAGUACCAGCAUGGAGCCAAGAUUUACUUGGGCCUGAGGAAGUUUGUCCUGAAGAGUACAGAUGUGCAGCCUGAUGACAUCAUCUACUCAGCUUCAUCAAGUACUGGGUAAAGGGACACAGUGGAUAGGAACUCAAUAGUUUUGUCAUCAAUUUAGACUUUAAAUUCAUUGCACCAUUGACACAGACUGCAGCUCCAGAGGUUCUUUUUCUGAGACCCAUCAAUUUACUGAGUUGGGCUGAACCUAUUUAGUAUACUGAAUGUUGCUUCUGCUC
Cavia porcellus (domestic guinea pig) is the source of this 3103-nucleotide messenger RNA. RefSeq lists its product as uncharacterized. Lineage: Eukaryota; Metazoa; Chordata; Mammalia; Rodentia; Caviidae. The transcript has 25 exons. The coding region runs from base 513 to 2726 and encodes 737 amino acids. The record is from RefSeq and is a predicted model, not a curated record.